AUGAAAGAACAAGAUGUGAUAAGGAAAUUGAUUGUUAAUAAAAGAAGAAACGAAGAGACGUGUGAAGUAAAAAAUGAGAAUAUUGAAAACAUACUCAUGAAAGGUAAUGAAACAGCCCAGAAGGUCAAACCUAAUCUAGUAUCUGGUGUUAUACGAAGAAUCACGUGGGCUUACUUAAGUCAAGACAAUGGACCAAAGUGUGUAGCCAUGGAUCCAAUGGUGGAAAUGUGA
Messenger RNA from Racocetra fulgida, 231 nucleotides. The record is from the annotation of a GenBank genome assembly. Lineage: Eukaryota; Fungi; Glomeromycota; Glomeromycetes; Diversisporales; Gigasporaceae.